Molecule: messenger RNA, 525 nt
Organism: Aspergillus luchuensis
Lineage: Eukaryota; Fungi; Ascomycota; Eurotiomycetes; Eurotiales; Aspergillaceae
Exons: 3
Coding region: 1-525 (174 amino acids)
Source: RefSeq, a predicted model, not a curated record
AUGUCUGUGACUACAGAGGAUGCCAUAAGGCCUUUUCUGACGUAUGCACCGCCUGGCUUAUUCAUAUCUUAUACACCCCACGGAAUCGUCUCCGCCCGACGGCAGAAGACCGAACUUCCAGGCUGCCUCGGACGGAGUAUAUUAACCGAGAAAAACGACGAAAGUGAGAGAUAUUGGACUUUGGACGUCGACAGUGUGGCCACAAUCGAGCGUCAUGAGCAUCCCAGUGACGAGGCUGGUAAAAGGGUUCACACGUCGCUGCCUUGCGAUCUUGAAACUAGAGACCGAAAGCUGGAGGAACAAGUAAAGCAUCAAGACCAGGAAAAUCACCGCCUGCACAAAAGAGUGAGCGGCAUCUGUGAGAGUGUCCCGACCUCUCUCAUCUCACCAAAUCUCGUCGUUCAUUUCGGUACAAGGCUCUGGAAGCGGAAUGAACGUCGCCGGGCGAAGGAGAAGGGAACGGAACGUUUCUCAGGCCAAGCCGGGAGGGGACCAACGGGGCAAGGUCUGAGUUACAUCGCCUAA